Messenger RNA from Malus domestica (apple), 1297 nucleotides. RefSeq names its product acidic leucine-rich nuclear phosphoprotein 32-related protein 1-like. NCBI's taxonomy places the organism in Eukaryota, Viridiplantae, Streptophyta, Magnoliopsida, Rosales, Rosaceae. The record is from RefSeq and is a predicted model, not a curated record.
AUUUUCCGCCACGUCACCUGUCCGCGUGAACCCGCGUUUCAGUGGCUCAGAUCGCUGGUUGCAGAGCUACUGCUAGAGCGAACCAAGCAGCUCCUCUCUCGUCCCUCCCUCCCUCUAUCUCACUCCCUCUCCCAAAUCCAAUCCCAAUUCGUUUCCUUGAGAACAGAAAGGGGAGAUUUUCUCUGCAAAUUUGUGUGAGCUUGGAGAGGAUGAAGGCUAUGGAGGAAGUUGUGGAGGAAAACGAGGUUAAGCCUUUGACCGCCGAGCAAUUGGAGCUCUACGAGUCGCAGUCCCAGUCUGAGUCCGAGUCCGAGUCCGACGACAGCGUAGACGAAGAGGAGGAGGACGCCGACGAGGAUGAGGACGACGACGACGACGACGAUGCGGAUGACGACGAAGAGGACGACGAUGACGAAGAAGAGGACGACGACGACGAUGUUCAGGAGGUCGUACAGUCGUCUGGUGGCCCUCCGAUUCACUCGGUAGACGACGAAGACGAUGAGGACGAGGACGACGAAGGCGGUGAAGGCGGUGACGACGAUGACGAUGGCGAGGGAGAUGACGACGACGACGAUGAUGAGGGCGAGCCUGAUGAAGAGGAUGAGCUAGGAACUGAGUACCUCGUCCGCCCGGUAGGUCGUGCUGAGGAUGAGGAAGAUGCGAGUGAUUUUGAGCCUGAAGAGAAUGGAGACGAUGAAGAUGUUGAAGAUGGAGACGAGGGCGAUGAUGCUGGUGGGAAGGUGGAGGCUCCCCCAAAGAGAAAGAGAUCGGACAAAGAUGACUCAGACGAUGACGACGAUGAUGGAGGAGAGGAUGACGAGAGACCCUCCAAACGAUAGGGGUUAGAGUACCGACCAUUAACACAUAGGUCAUUCGCUCUCUCAUAAACUCAUCGUCCCGUUUGUAGAAAGAAGGAUAGGAUGAUUUCGGAAUUCUGUGGCGCUGUUGUUCUUGCUGUAGUAGUAUGAAGGUGGAGUAAAUUUCGUAGGUUUACAAGAAGCUUGUCAUAUCUUGUUAAUGCUUAGUUGAUGUCAGUCAGUCAAUGUGUUGAGGAACUUGAAAGAGGUUGGUUUUAGAGAAGUUAAUGUAAGUUUUAAGGAACUUGAUUAAGCUUGUAGCCUUUUCAGUAUUCUCCUUUUGUUAUCUGGUAGGGUUGGUUGCAGGAUUACUAGGGUAGGACCCUUUGAACAAUUCAAUUUUGGUUGGUUGAAAACUCGGAAGUUUGGUAAAUCAACAUCCGAUGAUGAUUGAUUCUAUUUUUAUAUAAUGGUGGAAUGGAAUGAGAUACUUUCUUGGG